AUGUCAAUCGAACACAUUGAGAACACCAAACUCUUCACUGAUCUCGAAUAUAGAUUCAACUAUGUUUGCAAAUUUGUAGGAUUUGGAGCAGAAGAUAUUAAAUACAUCCAUGAAUCAGCUUCUGUUCUAGCACCACUCGUACCAACCAUUGUCGAUCGAGUCUACGUAAAACUCUUCUCUUUUGAUAUUACCAAGAAGGUUUUCCUCGUAAGAAAUGAUAAAUUUGAAGGCCAGAUGGAAUCAUCAUUGGAUGAGUUGUCUGACACCAAAUCGGAACAAAUUAAAUUCCGUAAGGAUAUGUUGAGCAAGUAUUUGGUCAAGUUGGUUACUGCUGAUUACUCCUCCAAAGGCUUUUUGAAUUACUUGGAUUGGGUGGGCAAGAUCCACACUGCUAAGGCUGGUAAUAAGAACAUUAUUGUCGACUACAUUCAUAUCAACGCCUUGUUCGGAUAUGUGAGUGAUGUCAUUAUCGGUCUAAUUGCUUCAUGCUCUCAAUUAAGCGAGGAACAACGUGCCAAGACCAUUCAAGCCUUCAACAAAUUGUUAUGGAUUCAAAACGAUUUGUUUGCCAAAUAUUAUGUGGAUGAUGAGGCAAGAAAUGGUAUUGUUCAAAAGGAGAGCGAGAAUACUACUAGCACAAGCUCUUCUGGAGGAUGUUGCUUUGCCUUUGGAUCUUCAGAGAACAAGUCGAAAUCGGGAUCCUGUCCACUCACGAGCAUGCUAUGCGUAGGAAUUGUUGCCGUGGGUGCUUUCUUUUUGGGCAAAUAUUUCGGAAUGUAA
Naegleria lovaniensis is the source of this 780-nucleotide messenger RNA. RefSeq lists its product as uncharacterized. NCBI's taxonomy places the organism in Eukaryota, Heterolobosea, Eutetramitea, Acrasida, Naegleriidae. Gene Ontology annotation, molecular function: oxygen binding; heme binding. Bases 1 to 780 code for a protein of 259 amino acids. The transcript has a single exon. The record is from RefSeq and is a predicted model, not a curated record.